ACGAAUGUCUACGUCUUCUGGCCAAACGCAACAAUACCAUUCUACAUAUACCCUGAACAUUUUGACCAUGAGCAGUCCAUGUCAAUAAUGACGACCCUCUCGCUCUUCGCGUUCAAGACCUGCCUCAAGUUCCUCCCAGUCCUGGCGCCUCCUCGAGGAAACCAGCACGUGCUGGUGAUCGCCAACCCACAGGGUGUCAGGAAGUGUGUGCCCUCCACUUCUGGGCACUCGAUAGAUGAGCCGCACACGGUGAUCCUGGGCUACGAUUGCCUGCGGCCCCCCCACAUUGAGAUGAUGUUGAUGAAGGCUCUGGGCUUCCCGUUCGAACACAACCGCGCCAGCCGGGACGUCUUCAUAGAGGUGCAGUUUGAGAACAUCGAACCACAUGCCAUGCAACUCUUCACUAAAGACGUCAAGCUGCCUUUAGAACUGCGAGCCCUGUCCUACGACGUGGACAGCGUCCUACAUUUCGGAGAGAGAGACUACAGCAAGAAUGGCCACAGGACAAUCAUCUUCAAGGACCGCUCCAACGCUCCCGUCCGGCAAAACCGCGUCGGUCUAAGUCCUAUAGACCUCCGUAAGAUAGAAAUAGUCUACGGCCCAGAAUGCCGCAAAAGAGAUCGCCAAGAAAAGAUAGAAUUAUGCCAAAACUACCCAGGAGUUGCCAGGAAAAAACGUGAGGUCACUGAGGGUAAUCUAAGAGUCAAUAGAGACAUCACUCCUCCACCAGAAGGUGCCUCAGAACAGAUCAACAACAGUCUAAAAGAUCUAGGCAUAGAAGAUGAGGUACAAGAUGUUGUAGAUCAAGUUUACAAGGUAUCUUCUAAAGCUCUUAGAAACGCUAGAGCCAAAUACUGUAAUGUAACCAAGCCCGAUUUAAGAGUAUCUGAAGAAAAAUUCAAUAGAAAUAACAGCAAUCCUGACAUAUUGGGGAUAAUUGAAACUAUAGCUGAUUACGCUAGAAAUAUGGUCGACAAUGCAGUCGCGAAUCUCACAGAAUUCUGCAGAACUUCCGAAGAUUUAAACAUGUACCAACGGGCUCGAGCUAGGUGCCCAUUUUACGGUGCUAGAGACUGCCCAGUGUCUUAUAAGUCCACCAAAUCUGGCCCAGUGAGGUAUUCUACUCAACACAGACCAGUUUACUUCCAGUCCACCAAAAACGACGGACGCCCUUACAGACCCCAGUUUGCUAGAACUGGCAACGAGACUGGCAACUCAACUGAGGGUGUUGGUAGUAGAAAAAAGAGACACGCAGAGAUUCCAACCAAAGCAGAUGAUGCUGAAGCUAGGCGAAGAGAUGAAGAAGUGACUACAGUAGAAAAUCAACGACGAAGCGAUAACGACACAAAUAUACCUGUGACUGUUCCUGCAAAUAAUAAUAAUACUAAAGCAGGAUUGAGGAUUGCUACGGAUAUUCCUGAAAAGAAGAGGAUAGAGUACGAAACGGAAUGGCCAGGAAAUCACAGGCGAUUCAAGGCAAAGAAGAAAGUGCGCUCAGAGAAGGAAUGGGACGACUCGAAUGUGUCCCUAGAGAAAAGAGAAGAGAGAGAGACAAACAUAAAACAGAGAGAGAGACAGAUAAAGCAGAGAGAGAGGAUCAUUGGAAGGGGAAAGAAGACCCGUCACGUGCAAAAUCGGCAGAAAAGCAGGUUGUUAAGAGAGCAGCCGGAACAUCCACCAGAAGCACACAACACAGAUGGGAUGACAGUACAUCUGUCGAAGGCAAACCAGGAGUUCUACAACGAAAGGAAGUGGCCUGAUGGUGUGGUCAGAUACAUCUUGGUGGAAGACCCUAACUAUGAUUUAGACGACGUGCGCCGUCGCCUCGCAGAAGUGAACAGCAUUCUAGAGAAGAAGACCUGCGUCAAGCUUGAGGAGAUCACAGAGGAUGAAGCUAAGGAGCACGAAGACUAUCUGGUGGUGGACACUAGUGCUGACUUCGUGACGGGGCGAGUUGGGGGAAGGCAGAACUUCGGCAGCCUAGAGCUGUACCGCGGCGGUCAGCAUCGGCAGCAUACAGCCAUGGUCGCUAUGGCUAUGCUGGGCUUCUACUUCGAGCUGUCACGCCACGACCGCGACCGAUACGUGAGGGUGCACCUUCGGCAUGUCCGACCAGACAAGCUCCACCAUUUUGAGAAGAUCCGAUCAGACGCGACGUUCCCGUUGCCCUACGACUAUGAGAGCGCCACGCACCCCGCCUGGCAGUUCUGGAGGAAGGUUGGGAAGAAGGGAAUAUCUACUGUUGCUACUUUUAAGUCCAAGGAUCCGGAGGGAGAAAUCAUGAAGUCAUUGGGUCAAAACGAGAAACUGUUUUCCGAAAUGGACAUAGUCAAGAUCAACAGUGUUUACGGAGUGAAAUGCUUUCAGAAGAACGCAUUGAGAACUGGAAAAAAUAAGAAGAGGAGACCCGCCAAAAGGCGGGAAUAAAAUGUGAUAUUAAAUUGACAUUGUAAAAUACCUUAAAAUAGUUAUCAAUUAAAAAAAUAAAAAUGAUUUCGUUAUU
Molecule: messenger RNA, 2503 nt
Organism: Ostrinia furnacalis (Asian corn borer)
Lineage: Eukaryota; Metazoa; Arthropoda; Insecta; Lepidoptera; Crambidae
Exons: 11
Coding region: 79-2427 (782 amino acids)
Biological process (GO): proteolysis
Molecular function (GO): metalloendopeptidase activity; zinc ion binding
Source: RefSeq, a predicted model, not a curated record